CUCGCCUAAACGUGAGCUAGAGAUCCUCUCAAAAUAAAGUCAGCGGUCUCUUUUGUGUGUACUGUAAGCGGAAGUACAUCAUAUAUAGGGGUCCGGGCGGCCAAGAACAUCUUCAUCGCACAGCACGAUGGCUCACAGGUUGCUUGUCUGCAGAGUUUGGUCCCUGUCUCUGAAAGAGCUUUGCAGCCCCUCCUCCUCCUCCUCCCCCUUCCUGCGCUCCUCCAGCGCCUCCCUCUCCUUCCUCUCCCCCUCCCUCCACCUCGCACCCCGUCGCCAGGUGUCCUUCAAUGUGCAGGAUCAUGAGGACUUCACAGAGAGAGUCAUCAACAACCAGCUGCCUGUCCUCAUAGACUUCCACGCACAGUGGUGUGGUCCCUGUAAGAUUCUGGGUCCCAGACUAGAGAAAGCUGUAGCCAAGCAGAAAGGCAAGGUUGCCAUGGCGAAGGUUGACAUAGACGACCACACAGACCUUGCUAUUGAGUAUGGGGUGUCAGCGGUUCCUACGGUUAUCGCCAUGCGGGGUGGUGAUGUCAUCGACCAGUUUGUGGGGAUCAAAGAUGACGACCAGCUGGACUCAUUCGUCAGCAAGGUCAUUGGACAAUGAACCUGUCAGUCAUGGCCCUGUCCUCCAAUCCCUGUCCUCCAAUCUCUGUCCCACCCUCGUCCUGUCUGAACCUGGCCCAUUCUACAGCACCAGAAAACCCUGUUCACCCUGGACUCUCUCUCUCUCUCUCACACACACACA
Osmerus eperlanus (European smelt) is the source of this 745-nucleotide messenger RNA. It is a transcript of the gene txn2, whose product is annotated as thioredoxin 2. Gene Ontology annotation, cellular component: mitochondrion. NCBI's taxonomy places the organism in Eukaryota, Metazoa, Chordata, Actinopteri, Osmeriformes, Osmeridae. The record is from RefSeq and is a predicted model, not a curated record. The transcript is spliced from 4 exons. Gene Ontology annotation, molecular function: protein-disulfide reductase activity. Bases 128 to 604 code for a protein of 158 amino acids. Gene Ontology annotation, biological process: cell redox homeostasis.